Trypanosoma rangeli is the source of this 1092-nucleotide messenger RNA. RefSeq names its product receptor-type adenylate cyclase. The transcript has a single exon. NCBI's taxonomy places the organism in Eukaryota, Euglenozoa, Kinetoplastea, Trypanosomatida, Trypanosomatidae. Gene Ontology annotation, biological process: intracellular signal transduction; cyclic nucleotide biosynthetic process. The coding region runs from base 1 to 1092 and encodes 363 amino acids. The record is from RefSeq and is a predicted model, not a curated record.
AUGAGGUACGUAGAGUCCGCUGAGCGCGGGCUGGCGAUGGCGCAGCUGAUCGGCAUCAUCGUCGCGGUGGUGCUGCUGUGCUGCUGCUGCGACUCGCGGAACCACGCGAAUGCGCCGAAGGAGCCGACAGACCCUGUGACGCUCGUGUUCACUGACAUUGAGAGCAGCACAGCGCUGUGGGUCGCGUGGUCCGAGUUGAUGCCCGACACCGUGGCGACGCACCACCAGCUGAUCCGCGCGCUGAUCGCGAAGUACAGCAGCUACGGGGUGAAGACGAUCGGCGACUCGUUCAUGAUAGCGUGCAAGAGUGUGUUUGCCGCCGUGCAGCUUGUGCGCGAGCUGCAGCGGGUGUUUCUGCAGCACGCGUGGGGGACGAGUGUGCUCGACGACGCGUACCGAAAGUUCGAGGAGGGCCGGGCGGAGGAGGAGGAGACGAAGGGGUACGUGCCGCCGACAGCGCGCCUGGACGCCGCUGUGUACCGGCAGUACUGGAGCGGUCUGCGGGUGCGUGUGGGGGUGCACACCGGGCUGUGCGACAUCCGGCCCGACGAGGUGGGGAAGGGGUACGACUACUACGGUGACACGGCGAACAUGGCGGCACGCACGGAGAGCGUGUGGAACGGCGGGCAGGUGCUGCUCACGCGUGCAGCGUACAUUGUGCUGAGCACGGCGGAGCGGGAGGAGGUGGAGGCGACUGCGCUGGGUGCGGUGGCGCCGCGUAGGGUCGAGUGGGGGGCAGAGUUUUGGUUCCGUUUUGCGACGGUUACUGCGCUGCGCUGGUGGCAGCCACUGGGUGCCAAUCCGUUGCGCCCUUUACGGGUUGUGCGGCUCGGGCACCGCGGGAGUUGUGCGUGGGCCCCGCCGGUAUGCGUCCGGCUGUGGUGCGAGGGGCGGGGUGGGGGGUGCGUAUCUCUUCUUAAUUGCCGGAGGGGACUUUGUGUGCUCACUCCCACAGCACAUGUGAGGCACAUGAGUUCGGUGUGGCUUGCCGGUGGCGCCUCGCUGCGCCGUGGUCGUGUUUGCGUCUUCCCUCUUCUGACGGGUCGCCUUCACCGGGUUCCGUUCACCCCUCAUGUGAUUUGCACGGAGUGA